This is a messenger RNA of Acanthamoeba castellanii str. Neff, 378 nucleotides long. Its product is annotated as polyprotein. NCBI's taxonomy places the organism in Eukaryota, Discosea, Longamoebia, Acanthamoebidae. The transcript has 2 exons. Bases 1 to 378 code for a protein of 125 amino acids. The record is from RefSeq and is a predicted model, not a curated record.
AUGACUGGACCUCUCAUUUCAAAUGACAAGAUCCUGACCUUCAUCUCAAAGUGCCUCUCCAGCUUCCUCCCCUGGCAGACCACCUUCAUCAAAGGGAGAUCAGUCUACAAUGCCAUCCACCACCUCUCUACCAUCCUCUCAUCCAACUGCACCACCCAGGGUGUACUACUCAACUUCAAGAAAGCCUACAACCACAUCUCCCACUCCUGGCUGGCUACAGUCCUCAACCACCUCAACUUCCCACCAUCCCUCACCUCCCUCAUCACAAACCUCCACACCUCAGCCUCAGCCCAGCUCAUUGUCAACUCCUGCCUCUCCACCCCCUUCAACAUGAGCGACCUCACGAUCUUCAGUCGUGCGCUCUACCAGCUGAGCUAA